Messenger RNA from Linum trigynum, 2542 nucleotides. The record is from the annotation of a GenBank genome assembly. Lineage: Eukaryota; Viridiplantae; Streptophyta; Magnoliopsida; Malpighiales; Linaceae.
AAACCUUAUUUAUCUUGUUCUCGACUUGAUAUCAAGUUAGGAAAUUUGCAAAUGGUCCAUUGAAAUUCUUGAAAGAUAUGAUUAGCAGCAAUUAAAAGCUAACAGAAGUGGUUGGAAAUCAAAUUCCAUCAAUACCUAUUCUGCAGAUCUAUCAACCAAAAUUGAAUGCCUCUAGAACCAAUAAUGCACAAGAAUUUUGACUGGCCGCUCAUUUCCUAGAAGUUCUCGUGGUGAAAAGGAGGGCAUAGAAAUAGAACUCGAGAAUGGACAAACAGAGGAAGGCGACACGAUUCGCCGCGCCGCGCAUUUACAGUCUCCUCUUACAGAUCAACCAGAACAGAAGCAGAGAAAAGCCACAGCCAAAGAGCCACUCGGCCAGUUUUCUCUCGUCACCCAUUUCACAUUCCCCAGCCGCUGGAAAAACCUGCAACAAAAAGCGUAAAAGGGCGCGCCAGAGGAUAACGAUCAACGAGAUUUUAUCACCUUCUAUAAACUAUUACCUCGAGUUUCACAACUUCCUGUUCACCACUUUCCCUUUUGAUAUGAACCCUUUUCUUGCCUUCCCUCCUUCCUUCGAACCCUACAAUUCGUUUCUCAACUUGACUCCAUAGAACCAGCAGAAGGGUACUUCGAAUUGGGCAACCCUUUUCCCGGGUUAUUUUCUGUUAUCCCCGCCAUCACCAUGGACGUCACUUCUCGUCCGCUCCACUCUCCGCUUCUCCUCAGUUGUAGAAGACCGCGGAGCUCUUCUUUAUCGCAUUCGUUAACGUUCUCGUCAUAUAGAGGACAGUCCAGCAUAAAGCUUCCAACUUUGACUAGUACCAGUACCUCUGCUCUAAGUAGUUUUUCAUGCCUUUCAAGGAAGCACACAACUCUGCCUUGGUGUUGUACUUCUGAAGGGCAGUUCAACGCGCCAACGUGUUUCAAUGGUACAAUAUCGAAGCAUACUAAGUUGUUCACACGAAUCGUUGCACAAUCUGAGCUUGCUGGUGUUGGGAUUACAGAUACCGACAUUAAUCCAUCAUCCGAGGUUAGUCUGCUCUCGAAAGCCAGAGGAAUUGGCUUCUAUACAGUCACUGCUAUUGCUGCAUUGCUCCUUAUUGUGCUGAUGCUAGUGCAACACCCUCUCGUGCUUUUGGCUGAUCGAUACAGAAGAAAAGCUCAUCACCUUGUUGCAAGUGUCUGGGCAACGAUAACAGUAAACCCAUUUUUCAAAAUCAAGUUUGAAGGAGUGGAGAAUCUGCCACCUUCAGACACACCAGCAGUCUAUGUUUCUAAUCAUCAGAGCUUCUUAGAUAUAUACACUCUCCUCACUCUAGGAAGAAGCUUUAAGUUCAUCAGCAAGACCGCGAUUUUCCUGUACCCGGUUAUUGGAUGGGCCAUGUCCAUGCUCGGUACAAUUCCUCUCAAGCGCAUGGACAGCAGGAGCCAGUUGGAGUGUCUUAAACGAUGCAUAGACUUGGUGAAUAAGGGGGCAUCAGUCUUCUUCUUCCCUGAGGGGACUCGAAGUAAAGACGGUAAAUUGGGUGCUUUCAAGAAAGGUGCAUUCAGCAUUGCAGUGAAAACUGGAGUGCCAGUAGUCCCCAUGACGCUUAUUGGAACCGGAGGGAUCAUGCCUCCCGGAAAAGAAGCCAUCUUGAAUAUGGGUUCUGUGAAGGUUAUCAUUCAUAAGCCGAUACAAGGAAAUGAUGCAGCAGCUCUCUGCGAGGAAGCUAGAACAGUAAUUGCAGGUCCACUUAACCAGCAAAGUUAGCAAGAUAUCUCAUCUUCCAAUCCCGCCAUCAUUCCAGUCCGAAAGUUUGGAACUCACUCAACACCAUCAGCAGAAGCUUUCUCCAUAGUAGGGACUAGGGAAGGAAAUAACAGAAGCUGUCAAGGCAGGACUCAGAGUCCCCAUUUUCUGGAAGUCUGACUAAGGAGUCUGAGAAGUUUGAUUGGGACGAUGUCGAUGUAUAGCCAUUAAUCAUUCUCCGGCCACGGCACGGUCUGUUCGCUGCAGAUGAUCUCAGCUCCAUUUGAGUCUUCACUCUGCAGGCCAAAGGCUUUCUUGAGCAGCUGAUGAUGAGUAUGGAAUUCUACCAUUGUAUUUCUUUUUGGAAAUCCUUUUGGAAGUGUACUUUCUGUUCCCUUUUGUCAUUUCUUUUUUGGCUUAAAACAAUUUGCAAUUUGUGAAUGAAUGGCCAGACUGAGAAAGGAAUCAAGGAAACUAAUAAUGCCAGAAGUGUGGAUACUUGGAAAGAGUAUCCCAUAGUUUGUUUGAUUUCAGACAUUAUAUUGUUAGAUAGGAUAAUCUUAAAAAUUCCAAAUAUGCCAACUAUUGGCUGCCUGUAACCUGAAUAGUGGAGAGUUAACUCCCAGGUUGAGCGGUUGAACAUUCGGUUUGGUUCGCCUUAGACCCGGGUCCGAAUCCUGAUGAGAAUCAUGGUUAGGUUCUUGUAGGAGAGCAAGAAUCGUGGAAUGAACUGGUUUGUCAUAGGCACUGGUUCAAAUCCUGACGAAAAUCAUGGUUUGGUAAUUUUGGAAAUAAAAACUAGAAUCGUGA